AUGGAAUUCUUCAAUUAUAAUAUUCUGAUGUUGGCGGUGUUGUGUUUGGCGCUAUUUACAACGACGAAUAGCAGCGUCAUCUCAGAAGAUGUAGAGGAUGUUUUCGAUUUGACUACUAAAGUGUUGGAAUACGUGUCGAAGACGUGGGAUGUCGUGAAUAAAGUCGAAGAACACGCGGGCGACGAAAAGGCGCCUCUCGUAUGGUUCACCAAGACAAAAGAACGGAGAAUUUUGACCAGCUUUGGGCGCAUUACUAAUCUGGUUAAAAUGACACAAACGGAAACAGACGACAUACGGACCAUGAUGUUAAGUAAUCUCAAGAAACUCCAAUCCAUACCUGAUGCUACAUUAAACGGAAUUCAAGUGAAUGAGCUUUUAGAGUGUGUUAGAUCAAUUGAAAACGAUUUUAGUACCAUGGAAGGUUUGUAUUUAUACAUAAUAUAUAUUUAUUGUAGUUCCGUUUAUUAUGUUUAAUGGUCAUCAUUCAUAUAAUGGUUACUUUUUUUAAAUUAAGAAUUACUCUUUUCUUAAUAAGUCUGCUUUAAAAUUUAAACCAUAGUACCGUAGUACUAAAUGCAACAAUUUUCAAUAUUUUAUUUUUACUGAGUUUGCUAAGAUUUAUUAUCAUAUAUCUAUCAAAAAUGUAGUACCUACAUUUGUAUACAUAUUUCUAUACAUAUCUUUCUAGAAAUUGAUGCCAAACAAAUUUUUUACUCUCCUAUUAUUAAUUUAUCAAUAGUAUUCAAUAAGAUCAGUUUCUUCAAUUAGCUUGUAGUUUUUUUUUAUUUUAACAAAUUUAAUUGUAAAAGUUAUCUUGCACUUAAUUAUUUAAAUUAUUAAAUACUGAAAACCUUUUUUUUUUAUUGAUUAGAUGCUUCCAUUCCAGUGUUGAUGUAUUUAUAUGAAGAUAUUAUUUCUAAAAAAUUAGGUUUUAGUUGAAAGUGUUUAUAUUGUUUUUUAUUUAGAGUAUAAAUUUGGAGGAAUUGAUACUGAUAAAAGUAUAAAUCCUUCAUUUACAUCUUAUACACUAGAAAAAUUUGCUGAUGGGAUGUUGUCAUAUUCAUCUGGAGCGCCCCAUAAACAAAUGGCAAAAAUUCAUUCUUUCAUUGUUCCGGAAUGGGAAGAAUUUGACUUUUAUACACACGGUGGUGUGUUUAAUCUAGUCAUAGAUACUAUGGUAAGUGAGUUUAAUAAUAAUUAUUAUUAUAAUUUACAAAUAGUAGGAUGAUGUGGGGUACUUGGUUGUAAAUUGGUGCAAAGAAAAAUUAUGUAAAAUAAUGUUAUAAUUUUUUUUUUACAUAUUAUCACAACUUUUUAAAAGUAUAAACAUAUUUUGAUAUUGUGCAUUGGUUUUAAACACGAAAAUGGGGCAAUUGUAAUUGUGUGUAUAAUUCACACUUGGGAUUCAUAAAAUGAUCAUGAAUUAUUAUAUCUCAUAUUGCUCCAAUUAUAAUUUUAUAAUAUUCAAUUGCCCCUGUUACAAUUUCAUAAUACUCAAUAUGUUCCAUUUUGUUCAUUUACAGUUCCCUUAAAAAAGUUGUAACCAUUUUUUUUAUGAGGCAAUUGUAAAUAUUGAAUUAAAAAUUAAAAAAUGCAUUUUUAGCAUUUUUUAUGUGUAACCUUUUUUUUUAAAGAAUCAUUAAUUGAUUUUAAGCACUAAAAUAUAAUGCAAAUAAUAUUAAAUUUUCUUUAUAAAUAUUGCAUUGUUUAUUUACUAUUACUCCAUUUUACCCUACCUAUAUUGUGUUGUUCUAAAUACUUUUAGUAAAACACAUUUGAUUAUAAUUAUACAUUUAAGUUAUUUAUUACAUUUUAUGAUUAAACAGUCAUUAAAUAAAUAUGUAUUAGUUAAAAUAAUUGUAAUUGAAUUUAAAAGUUUUGAUUUAAACAAAUUAAAUUAUCAAGUCAUUAAUUAAAAUAUUUUAAUUAUUAUAUUAAUAGAUAAUAUAUAUGAAUUUAAUAGACAAUAGUUUUAUAUUCAAUGGUAUUUUAACAUAUUAUUUUCACAUUAAUUAUAAUUACUAAAUUUAUUGAUAUUGAUGGGGUGUUAAUUAUAAUAAAUACAAUUUAUACAACAUUAUGAGUUAAUCGUGUUAAAAAAAAAAAAAAAAUUGAGUUAUUAGCUACUAAUUAUAUGAAUUCAAAAAUAAAUGUUGUUUGUUACAACAAAUUUUUUUGUACAACUACUGUUAUAAUACUUAUGAGUAGAGUCUAGAUUUAUACUCUUUUAAAAUAUCCAAAAUAUUAUAAUGCUUGUAUUCUCUAAAAAUAUACUUUUAUAUUAACAAUUAGUUCUCUGAAUAUCAAAAUAUGCAUUAAUAUAGAGGGGGGGGGGAAUUUUUUUUUAGAUUCUUUAGUAAUAUAAAUCGAGGCAUAUCUAGUACAAAUUCCACUAAUUAUGUAUACUGCAUGUAUCAUUAUAUCCAAAAUAAAUAUGUAUUUCAUUGAUAUUAAAUAAAUGAUCAGUUAAAAAUGCUUUUAAAAUGUCCAUAGAUUUUUAAUAUAUAGGAUUAUUUUAAUUUAUAUAUUUAUAUUAGAUGAAAUAAUGUAAAAAUAAAUUUAUUUAUGAAUAUAUUCCAUUUACACUGAAAUAUGCAAAAUAUUUUUAGAUUCUGAGUGAAGCGAAGAAGUUUAUGGUUUUACAAAGAUGUUUAUUAUUACUUUUUUAUGUGAAUACUUUUUAUACCAGAAAGCUCACCAAUGUAUAAAAUGUAGAAUAGUAGAUCUUUUUUUGCAAUUUUCUUGGGGUGGUACUUUAAGGAAGUCAUUUUUUUGAUUUUCAGUACAGUUUUCCCAAUAAAAGGGAAAAAGUGAGAAAAACGGGAAAAUAUAUUUAGUAUUAGUAAAAUAUUAUGAUUUUUUUUUCUUUGGACAACUUUUCUACUAGGAAUUUUGCUUCAACUUAUAAUAUUGUAUAAUAAGCAAUUUUUCUGAAAGAAAAUCUGACUGGAAGGUACUUAGGGGAGAUUAUUUUUUGAUUUUUCAAAAGUUUUCCCAGCAAAUGUGAAAAACCUAAAGAAAUUGGUACAAUAUUAAACAAAUAUUAUUAAAGAAAAUAUAUAAUGCUUCUUUAAAUAUUUUACUAUAAUAUGAUAUAUAUAUGUUGAAAAGGCAUCACUAUCAACUGAACUCUUGUCAGAAUUUGUUUUCAUUAGCAAUGGUUUAUCAUUGCUUACAGAUAUACAUUAAAUUCCCCUCUAUAUCCUACCUUUCUAACUUCUCACCUACAACAUUGGCUGCACUUGUUCCCAUUAUCCUAGGACAGCUUUUUGAAAUUUAAAUUCAUAGCAAGGCUUGAUUAAGGUUUUUGCCACCCAUAGGCUAUAAUAAAUUUAUCACAAUUAAUAUUUUACUCCUAAAAGCGGUAUGAAAAUAUAGCUUACCCAUAUUUUAAAAAUUCAAAAUAACAAAAUUUCAGCUAUAAAAUGAUUAUAAUUUUUAUAUAAGUAAAUAUCAAAAUAUAGUUCAGCUCUACAAACAUUUUUCAUGUUGCUCCACAUAGAGGAAAUAAUUUGUUUACUUAAAUAAUAAAUAUAUUUCUUAUUGGUUAAUAGUUACAUCCAAUUUGUAUUAUAAUAGUAAAUUUUAUACUUAAUUACUAUAAGAAUAUGUACAAUGAUUGAUUUAAAGUCAAUAAGUAUUAAGUAUCAAUAACUUUAUUACUAUAAUGGGAAUUAUUUACAAUAUUAUAUAUAAUUUUAUCAUAAUUGUUUAUAAUGUAUAUAUGGUUCUAUGAUGGUUCAAAAUAUCCAUUAUUAUUCAUCACAUCAAAUUCAAGCUCUGAACUGGAAAUUUAACUAUGUUUUCUUAGAAUAUUUGAUAAUUUUGAAAUGCAUACACUUAAUUUUAUGCUCGAUAUUAUUACCAAUAAAAUAUUAUUUCAGUAUCCUUGUAUUAAACUUUCAAAUCAUGAUUCCUAAAAGAUAGGUUACGAUAUUCAAGACUUGUCGAAAUUAUUUUAUUUUCCUAAAAUGUAUAAAUUAAAUAUCUAAAUAUGAUUAUAUUGACACAGACUUCCUUUUAUAUUAUUCAAUGUGUACUUAAAUAAGUGGGUUGUACCUUGUGUGUACAUAAAAUUGCAUAUUUAUAAUUUAAUAACAAUGAAAGGAAUAGUUAAAAUAAAAAAAAGGAAUAAAAAAAUAGUUUAUUUUAUUUAUGUAAACAUAAUAUUAUAAUAUACAAUAAAAAACGUUUAUAUAAUAUCAUUACCAUGUCUCAGAUUUCAAAGUAAUGACUAAUCAUAAAAACAAAACAUUAUCAAAUAACGAAUAACUUAAUAUUGUGCAUUGGUUUUAAUAUACAUAACGUUUUUUGUAUACAAACGUUUUUCAUAAAAAAAAAAAAUAAUAAAAAAAAAAAAUCUGAUACUGGAAACAUGUGCAGCUAUUGUUGUAGUUAGUAAGGUAGGAUACAUAAAGUUAAUUAAUUUAAAUCUGUAUGCAAAAAUAAAUUAUUGCUAAUGAAAAACAAAUUGGAGCGAUGUUCAAUUAUACAUAUUUUAAAAUGCAAUCAUUUUUAAGAUUUUUGUCUAAAUAUGAUCUUUAAAUACUUAUGAAAAAAAAACUAAGGCAUUUAAUUAAUUUUUUUAGUGCAAUCUUUAAUGUAUCUUGAGGUAAAUUAUCAAGCAUUUCUCUUAAGUCAUAUAAUUUAAAUAACAGAUACCUACUGGAUAAAAAUACGAAAAAAAAGAAGUAAAAUAUAGAUCCCAGUGCAGCCACUGAUGUAGGUGGGAAGUUGGGAAGGUAGGAUAUAGACGGGAAUUUAAUGUAUAGCAACGAUAAACCAUUGCAUACAAAAAAUGAUUCUGAGUGAAGUUCAGUCAAUAGUGAUGCUUUGUCAACAAUAUAUAUGUCAUUUUAUAGAAAAAUAAUUAAAUAGGCUCUAUAUAUUUUCUUCAAUAAAAUUUGUUUAAUGUUGUACUGAUUUUCCCAAUUUGUUUAUGUUUUUCCGGUUUUUCAAAUUUGAUGAGAAAAUCGAAAAAUGGCCUUAAAUAAAGUAUCUCCCAAUACCGAUUUUAGAAAAUGUGCUCACAGAAAAUACAAGCAAGUCUUCUAGUAGAAAGCACAGAUAAAAAAAAAAAAUAAUAAUAAACAUCUUUGUAAGAUCAUAAGCUUUUUCGCUCCACUUAGAAUAUAAAAUAUCAAAUAAAUAAAAAUAGUUAAAAUGUUUUAAAAAUUGUGCCACAUUAACAUAAGGACAAUAUAAUUUUUUUUUGAAAACUACAGGUCUACAAUAAUUUCAUAAAAAACUCAAAUGUCCUUUAAUACAUUUUUCUAAGUAUUUCAAAAUUAUCUGAAAAUCUAUACUAAGAAUCAAACAACUUUCCUACUUCCAAACUGGACACUUUUUUUCAGAAAAUUCUAUUCUUGAAAUUUGGACAAAUAUUUCUAGUAGAAAUGUAUAAUAUUAAAAAUUCUAAGUAAUGAAAUGGUUGCGCCAUAUUUUUGGUAUUUUUGGUUUUUCUUAAUUAUGAAAACUUCUUUAGAUAUAAAAAUAAUUACUUUCUUUGUCAGUAAAUACAUAUCCAUCUAUUAUCAUUUUAAGAUUAAAGUAAUAUUUAAGGUAAAAAACAUAAUUUAAACAAAUUAAAAACAAUGAACUUGGUAAAACAUUCUGAGUGGAGAUGGUUGAUAAUAAUGAUAGUGUUGCUAAAAUAAUGACAUAAAAUGCAUAAAAAAUAUAUAUCAUAUAUAAUGAUAUAUUUGCUUUAAUGAUAUUUAUUUAAUAUUAUACCUAUUUUACCAUUUUUCCAUUUUUACAAUUAACAGGCAAAACAACUAGAAAAAUCAAAAAAUGACCUCUAUAUAUAAUGACCUCAUAAUGCAUAUGUAAUUAUAUUUUACCAUAAUAUGACAUAUAUUAUAUUUUUGGCGUAGAAACACUAUCGACUUUACUCUGCUCAGAAUAGUUUUUUCGUUAGCGAUGGUUUAUUGUUGCUUACAGAUGUACAUUAAAUUACUUAUAACAUUGACUGCACUUGGCCCCAUUAUUCUUGGACGUCUUAUUUUCAUUGCACACAAUAUUAUAAUCAUUUAUAAUAUUCAUUGUAAAUAUAUAUAUCACUAUGUACAAUAUUAAAUUAUGGUUAACUUUUAAUUUAGUUAAAUUAAUAGAUGAUUUCGAAUUAACAUUUAACCAUUAACUUUAUUUAGAUAUUAAUUUAAUUUAACUGAGUUAAAAAUAUCAUUAACUUCCCCAGCCUAGGUACAUCAAUGAAUAAUAUCUUUCCAAAUGUGUAAAAAAAAAUGUUUAGUUAUGUUAAAAUAAUUAUAUUACAUGUUGACUAAAAUUCAGUAAAUGUUAAAUUAAUAAGUGGGCAGAAACUUUUGUAUUUUCCCGGGCAUAAAUCUUUCCCCAAUCCUGCUUGUAGUACUUCCUUACAACUCGAAAUACAGUGCGGUGACCAAAUAGCCAAGAAGACAGGGUCGUCUAAAUCUCGUCAUGUCGUUCGUGACCAGGUUUUCAACCGUGGCCUUGAGAGGUCAGUUUAGCUAGUCGGUGAUGGGUACCCUCUUGCCUGGUGUCUUAGUCUUAAAUUGCCUUUUGAAUCGUGCUGUUCUCCACCACAGCCGUCCUUUCGUCCUCUUCAUUGCGGCGAAGAAUGUCCUCCACAAUAUGGUAGAAACAUUGUGUGCCGCGUUGGAAGGCGGAGAUUAACUGCUGUUGUCUUUCCGGGAUGGCAAAUCGAUUAUGUCACAAAGCAGGUCCUGGAUGUCCCUCAGAGAGAUGUUCCUGCCACUUAAAUAUUUGACCUUGUGCAAAUGUCUUAUUGAAAAAAAUCGUAAAAAAUAGUGAUACACUGAUAUGCAAUUGAUAUACGUACCUAUGGGUAUACUUGCAUAUUACAGAUUAUACAAUAGGUAUACGCAUCAACAAAAAAAUUAGGUAGUUGUUAUACCCGCGUAUACCUUUGACUACACCACAUGAAUUUUCUGGUAGAAAAACAAAUUAAAAAAAGGACGGACUUACUACGCGCGUGGGUGCAGCUACUGUUGUAGGUGAGAAGUUAAGAAGGUAGUAUACAGACGGGAAUUGAAUGCAUAUUUGUAAGCAACGAUAAACCAAUACUAACGAAAAAACGAUUCUGAGCGGAGUUUAGUUGAUAGUGCUGCUUUCUCAACAAUACAAUAUAUCAUAAUGAUACAUGUCAUAUUAUGGUAAAAUUAUUACAACAAUGUGAGUUUUCAUGACAACAGUGAUUUUUUAGAAAAAAUAACAUUUUAAUAACAAAAAAAGAAAUAAAAACAGUUUCCAAUGACAAUCUAAUUUUUAAUCUUUUAAUCUCUUUUAACCUAAAGAACCAGGUUUUCCUCAUUGUCCCGAAUAUAAAUGAGAAUUUCAAAAAAAUUGACCUCUUUAAAGUAACACUAAGAGAACAUUUCCUUUCAGAAAACCUGCUAUACUUGGUAAUUGGAGUAUGCUUCCUGGUAAAAAAGUGUUUAAAAAAAAAAUAAACAUCAUUGUAGAAAUGGCAAUUUUGAAAAUUUUCUAAUGUAAAUAAAUAAAGGGGUUUUUUUUGGUAUUUAGGGUAUGAAAAAAAAUUAAAUUUUUUCCUGAUCGAUGUCCCCAUCUAAGAAAAAUCAAUUAAAAAAAAAUCUUAAAAAUUUAAUAUUAACAGCGCUAGAAAAAGUGGGAUACACUGUAUGCUUUAUAUAUAUUCCCUUUAAAAAAAAAUGUUCACAUUUUGAAUUUUGUGUUUUAGAAUCAUUCAGAUAUGCUUUGUGAUCAAAAACAGUCAUUACAACAACUAGUUUAUAAUUUGUACACAACAUUACAUCUUACUCAGUUAAAAGGUUAUUCUGUCAUACAGUUUUCAUGGAUGUUAUUACAAAAUUAUGGAAAAGGUACUUAUAUUAUAUUUAUUAUGGUUGUUCAUAAAAUACUUCAGUAUUUAUAAUGGUUAAGUUGAUUAAGUUAUGAACAUUAUUAACAGUUUUAAAAAGUAUCUAAAUCAUAAUUAUAAGUAUAGUUAUUUUCUUUCUUUACUAUUAGGGAAUUUCACAUAUGAAAGAAUUAAGCAAACUGAAAUAUUCAAAAAAAAAAUAACUGAACAACUUUUAGCAGCACAAAAUGUUAUAGUUACGGCAAGUAACAUGUAUUGGAAAUGUGAUCCCGAAAAACAUAUUAAAGGCAAAACGUAUUUAGAAGUUACUCAGUUAUUGCAGGUAAGGUUAAUUUUAUAACUAUCCAAACCAUUUAGGAAAAUAAGAUCUUAAAGUAAAAUUUUACUAAUUUUUUAAUGGUAGGGCUAUAUAGAAAAUGAAGCUGAUAUGAACUAUGAAGGUAGUUGUAUGAAAAAUUGUGCUUACUAUGAAGUUGGAGAACAUAAAUCAUGUAAUCGUGACCAAUUUUGUGCCAAACAACAAGUUUGUCCUGGACGUAUCUUAAAUUGUCAGUUUUUUGAUUCUGACAUGCGGAUUUGUCAAUCUGUGCGUAAAUAAACAAAAACAAUUUUAAAAAAGUUCACAUUAAUUGACUUAAAUUUUGUUUUAGCCAUUUGGAAGCAACAGACGAUAUGAUUAUAUAUCAUAUGAGAAUGGAAAAGUUUUAGGAGACUCAUCAAAUUGCAAAGGAACAAUGAGUAAUGUUGAUAGUUGGUGGGUUUAUCUUUUAUGGCAUUGUUCAUAUUGUUUCUGUUUAUGUGAUUCUAAAGAAUCAUCUUCUGAUCGUCAUUUUAGUUUAAAGCCAUCUUUAUCUGACAUUGAUAAAAACAAGUAACAUUUUAUUAACAAAUUGCUCAAUUUUAUUAAUUUUGUAAUUUAAUUUUUAUGUCUGAUUAGAGUUGUAACUGGUAUCCGGUUUACAAAAGUCAAACAAAUGUUCCAUUUACAAGUACAAGAAGGUGAUCUUGGUCCUCGAGGUCUAAUUAUUGAAUCUUCCAGACAAUGGGUUGAAGUACCUGGUCCUGAAUUUUCAUUCAAAAAUAGAACAUUAAAAGAGGGUGUUGAUUUUCACACAUUAACUUAUACUGCUCGUGCUUUGGACCUUGAUGAUGUGCAUGCACCAAAUGAUACAGUUGUUACAGGUUAAAGAUUUAUUUUUCUGAUCUUAUGUUUAUUUUUUCUAUAUUGAAAUUAAAUAUUUUAAACUUAGGUGUAAAGUUUAGAAUGAUUGGAUCCCAUUUAAAUAUUGAAAUUCGUGUAACUCCUUUUGACUUCAUGACUGGUAAAUUGAUUGAUCCUGCAACAAAAAGUAAUUGGAUUGGAAAUGAUAAUACCGAAUUUUCUAACCCACCAAGGUUUGUAAACCUAUAUAGUUUCUAUAAUCUUACUCAUUUAUUUACAACCAUUUUAUAUAAUAUUUAUAGGAUUGAAAUUGAUAUUAGUAAUUCAGAUUUGCCAACUAAAUCACCAAAUUUGUCUGAGAUGGACAUGUCUUCCAACAAAUAUCUCUUUUUUACACAUUCUUCUAUUGACCAUGAUGUUGCUCAAACUACAUUACCUUUUAUUGACAAUCAGAUAGUGGCACCAUAUCCAGGAGUUCCACUUUCUGGUGUAGGAAUUUACUUCAAAGGCAAAAAGAACUAUGCAGGAUACAUAGGACCUAGUGUUUUUACUUAUGAUUUAAGUAAAAACAUAAAUUCAGAGUUAUUCACCAUAGAAACAAUGUAACUAUUUUUAUCAUUUUAGUUUGAUAUAUUAUUAUGUAUAUUUUUAAUCAUUUAAUGAACACAAUAUUUAAUUUUUUUUUUUAUGGCUUUCACUACUGUAAUUUGUUUUAAAUAAGUGCCAAAUUAAGAAAUAUAACAAAAUUUAAAGUAGGUUGAACAAGAGUUUUAUUUUAUUUUUAUUUUCUUAUAUUUUCUUUUUUUUUAAAAUUAAGAUCAAAUUUCAUUUAUAGUGUUUUGUUAGAAUAUUUUAUAUUUUUUUUAUUUAAAUACAUUAUUUUAAGUAAUUUUUAAUUCUCAUAAUCUAGAUAGUUCUUUAAUUAUUAUGUUUUGUAUAGUAUAAUAAUUUUAUUAAACAUUAAUAUUCAUAUAUUUUUUCAAUAUAUUAUUACAUUAUUAAACUAUCAAUUUUAUUAUGAUCAAAUAUUAUAUUCUUUACUUAUUGUAUUUAUUAAUCUCAUUGAUCAAUUUAUGUAAUCAAUUUAAAAAUAUAAAUUUAGUAAAUAUACAUGUUUUUUUUCCUCUAUAAAUUAUGUGUUUACAUUUGAUGCCCAAACAAAUAAGAAAUAUUUUUUUGCAAAAAAAAAAAAAAAUAAAAUGUUUUAUUACUUAUAAUAAUUGGGUGGGGUGUCAAACAACUGGUAUCCUAGAAGUCAGAAUAAAAAAUUUAAUAUUUAAUAUCCAAGGUGUAUUUAUUUUACAUAAUAAGGAGGUACUUGAAAACAAAUAAAGAACACUGAUGGGUGUCUAUAUUUUAUUUAUAUUUAAGCACCUUUAAGUUAUUACUUAUUUAUUAACACUUAAGGUGUUGAAUUUUAAAAUGAAUAACAUCUAAAAGAUUAUAAUAAAGUAGUAUAAUAUAAAAUAUUCAUAGUGAAUUUGUGGCUAGAUAGAAAAUAUUUUUUUUAUUUUAAAGGUAA
Molecule: messenger RNA, 10527 nt
Organism: Cinara cedri
Lineage: Eukaryota; Metazoa; Arthropoda; Insecta; Hemiptera; Aphididae
Source: the annotation of a GenBank genome assembly